Rangifer tarandus platyrhynchus (Svalbard reindeer) is the source of this 321-nucleotide messenger RNA. The record is from the annotation of a GenBank genome assembly. NCBI's taxonomy places the organism in Eukaryota, Metazoa, Chordata, Mammalia, Artiodactyla, Cervidae.
AUGGAAGUAUUGGUCUGUGACAGAUUAGAAAAAUGUAGAAACCAGUCCUUCACCGCAGAUGGAUUGAGAAGCACUGCUUCAGGGGACUUUGUAAAAGCAGACAUCACAGCAACUCACCAUAGGGUUUCCGGAGUUCUAGGAACUUUCAACUCCUUGGCUCCCAAAGCCUACAGGAUAAAGACCCAGUCUCUUUUCCUGACUUCCGAGGCCCUUAUCACUAAACUCCCAAUCUCUUUUCCCAUCUUGCCUCCUUCCCCACUACACACCCUUACCAAACCACCCUGUUCUCUCCUCCCUCAAAUUUCCUAUGCCUGUUUAUAA